AUGGGAGAUGACGUAGUGUGGAGCCCUGAAGUGAAGAUGGUCAUGAAUAAUAUUCUUACGCGUCAUAAAGGUACUAUGAUCGGCAUCGCAAGGGGAGUCCUCGAAUUCCAAGAGAGCGUUCGAGCACAGUACGACGCCAGAUGUACUCUCCUACACACCCGAGAAAGCGUACCGGCUAUUACGGAGAUCGAGCGGAAAUUGGAUGAUUUCUUUUCCACUAGGAUUUCCUGCAGGUUGAUCAUUUCUCACAAUGCCGUGAGAGCUUCAGUUGAAAAAGCUUUGUUCGAUAAUGGCGGUGACUAUCAGCGAUGCUCAAACGCUGGAUUGCCCCCGGUAGCAGUGACCUUGCCGGACCUCUCCUCAAUGUGGGAUUCCGAGAGGACCAUCAAAAUCGCCGAUCGAGGUUACGGUAUGAAACGCGAGAUUUUGAAAAAGGCGAGUUCGUAUUUUUAUUCGUCGGCGAGUCAGAAGCCAGACGGCACGCAGGAACUCCCCGAUUUUGAUUCGCGCGCGCCCCUGGCUGGUUUUGGUUUUGGUCUGCCAAUUUCUACGGUCAUGGCCAGGUGAGGUUAGGGUAUGGGUAUUUUGGAGCGAAUCUGUUGUGUGGUAUAUUUGUGUGGCUGAUCAUAGUUAUAGUAUGAUAAGUAUAGUUAUAGUUAUCAUAGUUCUUCUUAUAGUUUAUCUCUUAAAAUUUCGCAAUAACUGAGGAAAAUUCUAAUAUCAUAUGAGAACUUUUCUCAGUUAAUGGGAAAUUUUUAGUUGGUAAUAUGGCAUGGAUGAAGUGAUAGCUCGAAAGGAGAUCAGAUUUGACAUACUUCAUGAGUGUACUCUUGCAGGUACUUUGAUGGUGACUUGGAAGUUAACAGCAUACCAGGAGCCGGUAAGACUAUUGCUACUUCACUAGACAGUGGAGUUUCACCUGUUUUACGUGAAGUGAUGCUGUGAAGAACGCGAUAUUCGCGCUAUGCGGUAGUCGUGAAGUAUAUAUUUCACUAGUGUUCUUGAUAUCACAGGUGAAAUACCAAUGUAUAUGUAUCGUCAUUUUCAGGCACGGACGUUUAUAUUUACCUGUGAUCUCCUCAAUGGACCAUCGAAGAUUUGCAAGCUUGCGAUCCUAAGUGAUCAUUUUUUUUCUUUCAUACAGUCCCUCGUUGUAAACCGCAGAGUCGAAAACACCCUUAUAGUUAAGUUUUACUUGUGGGAUGAAUCUUCCUGCAUUCGGCUCUU
Perkinsus marinus ATCC 50983 is the source of this 1227-nucleotide messenger RNA. Its product is annotated as pyruvate dehydrogenase, putative. Gene Ontology annotation, cellular component: mitochondrion. The transcript is spliced from 7 exons. Gene Ontology annotation, biological process: protein phosphorylation; regulation of glucose metabolic process. Gene Ontology annotation, molecular function: pyruvate dehydrogenase (acetyl-transferring) kinase activity. The record is from RefSeq and is a predicted model, not a curated record. NCBI's taxonomy places the organism in Eukaryota, Perkinsozoa, Perkinsida, Perkinsidae. Bases 1 to 567 code for a protein of 188 amino acids.